GGCGUGCCCGCCCUGCCCCCGCCCUCUCCGAGGCGCGUUUGGACGCGCUUUGUGAAGCAGCGCACAGCGACGACAUGGCGGAGGUGGCGGAGCUGCACAAGCUGAAGUUGGUCGAGCUGAAACAGGAAUGCACCGCACGGGGUCUGGAGACCAAAGGGAACAAACAAGAGCUGGUCAGCCGACUGCGGGCAUACCUGGAGGAACACGCUGUUGAAGACGUGAACGAAGAGGAAGUCCUUGGUGAAGAUACUGAGGAAGAGGAGAUCAGGGUAGUGGUGGAGGAGCCGGCCAAGCCAGAGAAGGUCGCAGUCGCUGAGAAAGAGGAGGGAGGAGCUGCAGAUAAAAAGGUGGUUAAAAUCGCAUCCACAGCCUCUCCUGACAAGAAGCUGCAGCAGAGAAUGCAGCGGUUUAAUGUCCCGCUGACUGGUGAGAGUAAGAAGGCUGCUCGAGCUGCAAGGUUUGGUUUGCCAGCAGCCCCAGAGAAAGGUUCCUCUGCAGCCAGCCAGCCAGCUGUCAAUGUAGACCAGCUGAAGAAGAGGGCCCAGAGAUUUGGGAUGAAUGUGUCUUCAGUCUCAAAGAAGGUGGAGGAGGAUGAGAAGCUGAAGAAGAGAAAGGAGAGGUUUGGUAUUCUCACAAGCGCUGCUGGAGUCACAGACGACAUUGAGGCGAAGAAGAGAAAACGAGCAGAUCGCUUCGGUGGGAAUGUGUAACACGGCUGCAGCGUUUCACCUCCUCUCCUCCCUACAUUCUAUUUGUUAUCCCCCCACCUUUGCCCCAAACUUGAUUUUAUAUUUCUGACAUUUGACUGUUUCAUUAGUUUUUAAAACCUGCAUUUUACACUCUCUCUCCUCUCCUCCUUUUUGAAUAAAACCGUUUUAAAUGACCUGAUGCAAUGCAUCUUUAGUCUUGGCUCAUGCGUUCUAUCAGGUGAUGCUAACUUUGAGGGAGUAGGGAGAGAGACGCUGCCCCUGUGGCUUUUAGGACUCGAGCAACACUGGAUUCAAAACGUUUGGAUGUAGCUGUAGAAUCGCCUCUAGUUUUAGGCCUUGCCGGUGUAUUUCAAGAAACUUCAAAAUGACAUCGCAGAAGUCCAUAGUAGUAGUUUAGUAUUUCAUGUUAGAUUUCAAAAAGUAUCUGGGAAGCUACAGAGCGGUGUGUAAUUAAUUCUGUUAACGCAGCGUUGAGCGAGUUCACUCUAGAGGGUGAUGCAGAGCUCCUGUUCCUGAGCUGUAUGGUUUGAGGUGUCGGCCCGGCUGUCUUGGUGACCCAGUGGGUUCUGUGCUCUUCGGGGACGCGUGUGCGUUUUGCUUUCCUUGCCUUCAAUAACAACAGCCUGCUGUGGGCGCUGCUGACUGGAAACCAGAGGUGGCAGAGCGGGGAUCUCUGGGCUCCCUCAGUUCUGUAAACAGGCUCUCUUUGUAUUGAGUGUGGGGGUGGAAUGGAGCAUCUCAAUGUCUUUUUUAGUCUUGUUUGUUUUGUUUUUUUUACAAUCUCACAAGUCUUUUUUUUUUUUUAAUGUGUGUUGGAUUGGAAUAAAAUGCGUUGGGUUGGAAUGCAUCUUUUUGUCAAUAAAGAAUUUUCUAACA
Messenger RNA from Polyodon spathula (Mississippi paddlefish), 1586 nucleotides. RefSeq names its product SAP domain containing ribonucleoprotein. NCBI's taxonomy places the organism in Eukaryota, Metazoa, Chordata, Actinopteri, Acipenseriformes, Polyodontidae. Gene Ontology annotation, cellular component: nucleus. The record is from RefSeq and is a predicted model, not a curated record. Gene Ontology annotation, biological process: poly(A)+ mRNA export from nucleus. The transcript has 11 exons. Bases 75 to 710 code for a protein of 211 amino acids.